CACAUCUCUUAUGUAAAGGCGUCACGUUUAUAAAUUGUCUCUUAAAUACAGAGCUAUCUGGCCGAGCUUGCCGGACAUCAUAUUGUUGUUCAAAAUUUUGCAGACCCACCUGAAGUUAUCUAAACAGGUUCGAAGUGUUCAAGCCAAGGUUGACGUUCAACAGCUGGUAUUUUUUUUUUUUUUUUUCUUAAAGGACUCGAUUAAGAAAAGAAAGAUGAGACUCUGGAUCUGUUGCAAGGUGAAGGUGAAGAAGAUCUCCAUCACCUUGUUCACUGUGAUUAUCAUUAUGUCUUUCUUAUUCCUGGCUGUCGACUUUCACUCCAGGUACCUGACACAGACAGAUUUCUACCAAUGGCUCCACAACAGGCUCAGGUUUGGUGCCCACCCACCCCAGAGCUCAAAAGUUCACCAUCUACAGAGGAACAGGUCAACUGAACAGCAUUCUCCUCAGUCCUGCCAACCCAAAACAAAUGUGAUGUUCCUGAAGACUCACAAAACGGCCAGCAGCACCGUUCUGAACCUGCUCUACCGAUUUGGGGAGAAACACAACCUGACCUUUGCCUUGCCUAUCAAAUACCUGCUUGACUAUCCCAAGUUUUUCAGCUCACGCAGCGUAAAGGGCUUCCCCCUGCAGGACGGACAACACUACAAUAUCAUGUGCAACCAUAUGAGGUUCAACCGGCCCGAGGUCCAGAAAGUGAUGCCAGCAGACACCUUCUACUUUUCUAUUCUGCGUAACCCAGUCACUAUGGCUGAAUCCUCAUACAGCUACUUUAAAUUUUUGGCUCCGUCUUUCAACCGCUCUGCCAGCUUUGAAGACUUUAUUGCUGAUCCCUGGCAGUACUACGUACCACACCUGCGCUACAAUCACUUGGCUCGAAACCUGCUUUGGUUUGAUUUUGGCUUUGACCAUAAUGCUAACUUCUCACUCCAGUCUGCCCAGGCCGGGGUGGCGGAAAUCCAGCAGUCUUUCCAUCUCAUCCUAUUAGCCGAGUACUUUGAUCAAUCAAUGGUUCUCCUUCGGGAUGCCCUCUGUUGGUCACUGGAUGACAUUGUCACCUUUAGGCUUAACUUUCGCAGUAAUGAGACUCAAUGGCGCCUGUCCCCAGCACAGGAAGACCGACUUAAGGUGUGGAAUGCUAUGGACUGGUAUUUAUACCAAACUUUCAAUAAAACUUUCUGGCAGAAGGUGGAGAGUUUUGGAAAAAGUAGGAUGGAUCAGGAAGUGGCCAGCCUUCAGGCCCGCCGAGAAGAACUUACAAAUCUCUGUCUGUUGAAGGGAGGGAAACCAGUAGAUGCAAGCCAGAUUCUUGAUGAAGCUGUUCAACCAUACCAGUCUGGCCAGGCUGACAUCCUGGGAUACAAUCUGAAUUUAAACCUCAGCCUUCCAGACAAAGAACGCUGCUUGCGGAUGAUCAUGCCAGAACAGCAGCAUAAGGACUUGCUGGAUAGCAAACAGUUUCCAAGCACAGAAGCUGUGCAAAAGCAAACUGUAGCUAAUGGGGUCAGCAGGCUUCAAGAAAAGGUCCAAGAGGCAAUAAAAGAGACCAUGUCCUCAAGAAACAGGACAAGUCCAACUAGAAGCUCACUAGACACCCCAGGAACCCCAUGACAGACAGCCUAUUCAUUUGCACUUUUUGUAAGUGCCUUCUAGAAGAACAUUAAAAGUCUUUUGUUACACAUUGACCACUCCUGGUUGAUAUCAACAGGUUUCGGAAAGCACAAAAACUGCUUUCUUAUCAAGGGAACAUCUGUUUUUCUCCCUUUCUGGAAACCACAAGGUGUCAUCUCCUUUUUGGCAUGGACUUUUCAGGUGGUUCUCUCCAUCUUGGGAAAAAGAGCUUCAUUUUAUUUGAUUGCGAUGGAUGAAGAAGUUCCUGUAAAACCACUCAGGAAUGCGCCAGUUGAAUAGAUUUGCUCACUAUGAAAUUUGAGAAAAAGAAUAGAGAAUUGGGGAUGACUCCAGUGUAAUUUUAUAUUGUUCUGCUCUAAAGGAAAGUUAACAAACAAUCCAAAAAAAUAUAAUCUUCUUGGCUUGGUUUUGAGGUUCACUUGUUUAUCUGGGUCUUGUUGGCUUGACCUAGUGAUUGAAGGAUUUGGUACCAUUGACUGGCCUUCACGCUGUCUCGCCUGACCUCACUCCAAUAGAACACCUCUGGGAAAUGAUGUUUGGGUCCAUCCGAUGCCUCGGACUGUCCAGGAGCUCAGUGAUACCCUGGUCCAGAUCUGGGAGGAAAUCUCCCAGGACACCAUCUGUCAUCU
Messenger RNA from Polypterus senegalus (gray bichir), 2262 nucleotides. Its product is annotated as galactose-3-O-sulfotransferase 2-like. The record is from RefSeq and is a predicted model, not a curated record. Gene Ontology annotation, biological process: glycolipid biosynthetic process. Lineage: Eukaryota; Metazoa; Chordata; Cladistia; Polypteriformes; Polypteridae. Bases 215 to 1612 code for a protein of 465 amino acids. The transcript has 4 exons. Gene Ontology annotation, cellular component: membrane. Gene Ontology annotation, molecular function: galactosylceramide sulfotransferase activity.